Messenger RNA from Oldenlandia corymbosa var. corymbosa, 1635 nucleotides. The record is from the annotation of a GenBank genome assembly. Lineage: Eukaryota; Viridiplantae; Streptophyta; Magnoliopsida; Gentianales; Rubiaceae.
AUGCCGUAUUCUCCUACUAUUCUAGCAGACAUUGAUCCAUCUUGCUCUGCCGGCUCCGCCAUAUGGAUGUCCCAGACUUGGCUGCUUUAUUUUGGUAUCCGAGAGCCACACAUCCCAGGCAGGGUGUUGCGCCAGUUCGGCUUCUUGCAGCGGGUGCCUGACAACACUUUCAUCAUGGAGAAAAAAGAAAUAAAAAAGUUGCAUAAGGAGACGCGUGGUAAGAAAUGUCAAGAUGACGUCUUACAGAGGUGGGAGAAUCGACACAACACCCUUGCAGGUCUUCAGACGGAUAUGACUCUUGAACCCCAGGCAGCACCGGAAUAUCUAGUGUGGUAUCAAAAUCACACUGUCACUUUGGUCAAAAAUCCAUCAGACUAUCGUCAGCCCCAGGGUUUUCAGGGAUCUGCUGAGUCACUACAUAUAAUGCAUGAUGGUAAGGCUGAUGAUGUUUUUCCAUUGAUGGAUUUACCAGAAGGAGUAAUUCAGGAAGUCCUAUACCGUUUACCAGUAAAAAGAGCAGCCCAAUACCGAUUAUUAAGCAAGCAAUUCAACGAGAUAAUCAAUUUACAAGAAAAUCUCAACCGAUCCCGGAAUAAGAUCAGCAUCCUCCACUACUCUUCUUCGGAUGCAAGCCAUAAAUUCUUGUGCUCACUAAUGCUUCAGACAGGGAACAAGUACGACAUUAACAUGGCAAAUUCGAUUUCCCGCGUUUGGUGUUCGUCGAGAGGCCGACUCUUGAUUAACUUGUUAGGCUGUUCUAACUACAUUGUUUUCAACCCGAUGCUCAGUGCAUAUCGAAUAAUACCCUCACCAAACCUAGGCGGAGUUCUGUCCGUCGCGGGCCUAGGUUUAGUUGAUCUUGAAGAUUUUGCUUCCAUUAACAUAGUUGCAGCGGUUGAAAAGAGCGGAGAAAUCGGGACGUUAAGUUUCCUGAUUUUCAACUCGGAUAGCAAUCGAUGGCGGGAAUCCCCCUGUCGGCAAUCCUUAAAUCCUCGGGGUAGUUAUGGUGGUUAUGAUGGUUUUUCCGAACCUGUUUACCUUAACGAUCAUAUGCACUGGCUGUUGAAAGACCUAAAUAUAUUGGUGUUUGACUUAAAGUAUGAACGAAGUUGGAUUAUUAUGGCGCCUGAUUUUCCUGUUCAGUCUCCUUACUCAAGGGAUUCCCAACAUAUCGGGACUAAUAAUGGGUUAGGUUCAGAAACAUGGUUUGGUGUCGCGGAAGGUUGUCUUGCUUAUGUGUUCCCUAAAGAGGAAGAGAUUUUGGUUUAUGGGCUCGAUUAUGGGAAGCGAUCAUGGAAAAAAAAGAAUACGAUUCCGAAAAACUUUGGGAUGACUAAUUGCAAGAGAGGAAGGCCUAUUUUCUGGGAUGGUAAGGUGUUGAUAUUUGUCGGUGGAAUUAGUUUGAAAGAUGUUUUCGAAUUCGAUGUUUUGGAGAAGAAAUGGAGGAAAAUCGGAACGAUGCAAGAGUGGGGGGAUUGCUGUAGAUGUUUUCAUCCAUUUGUUCCGAGCUUUAAGGCCACCUUGCCUGGUUGCAAGUAUUUACAUGAUGAAGUGAAGAAAGAUGAUGUUUCUGGACGCAACAUUGUCGAAAAGCUUGUAAUGAUAAGGUCACUUGUCGUUAAUGGAUUUUGGUAA